AUUCUCAGCAGUUUGCUCAGUUUCAAGCAGCCACAACAACUCGUCAUGGGCGCUGUCCUGUCGCUUUGCCUCGGCAGUGGCGAAACGGUUGUCAUCAACAAGCACACCUUGACCAUCAAACAAGUUCUCGGCGAAGGAGGCUUUAGCGUCGUGUACUUGGCAGAGGACAACUUGACAUCGCGGUUGUAUGCACUCAAGCGAAUGACCUGCCACGACGACGAGCAACAGCGCGAUUCCAUGCGCGAAGUCGAGCUCUAUCGCAUGUUUGACCACGAAAACCUGAUGCGCGUCGUCGACUCGGCCAUUCUGCCGUCGCGAACAAACCCAAACUCUCACGUCAAGGACCUAUACGUCAUGCUGCCGUACUAUCCGCGCGGCACGCUGCAAGAUCGCAUCGAAGCCGUCAAGGCGCACGGCUCGCAGUUCUCCGAGCGCGAAAUCCUCUCCGUCUUCCGUGGGAUUUGCCUCGGCGUCAAGGCGCUGCAUCAAUACACACCGCCGAUGCGAAACAACCGCAUGCCGUACGCGCAUCGUGACCUGAAGCCUGGUAACGUGCUGCUCGCAGACCACGCGGAAUCGGGCGCUCCGUUCGCUCGCAGCGCCUCCGCCUCCGUGCCCGCCGGGAUGGCUGACACACCGCUCGAUCGUCUGACCCCAAUCCUGAUGGACUUUGGCUCUAUGGCACCCGCGCGCGUCAAAAUCACCUCGCGUCUCGAAGCGCUCCAGCUGCAAGAUCUUGCUGCUGAAAAGUGCACAAUGCCGUACCGUGCGCCCGAGUUGUUUGAUGUUCCCAGUGACACGACCAUUGACGAGCGUGUGGAUAUUUGGGCGUUGGGCUGCAUUCUGUAUUCGCUAAUGUACCUGCAAUCUCCGUUCGAGUCUGCGGCAAACGAACAAGGCGGCAGUAUUGCUUUGGCUGUCAUUUCUGGCCGUGUGAACUUUUUGCCGCAGUUCAAUCACUCGGCGUCGUUGCAAAAUCUGGUCAAGUUCAUGCUCGUUGUCUCACACGAGGCUCGACCCCACAUCGAUCAAGUGAUUGAAGAGAUUGAUGCAAUCAGCUCGCGUUAGUCACCACAGCAGUAUGGUGUUGUAGGUUUUGCGUGGUACAUGAGUAUGGUGGUUUUUAUUUUGCUGUGAAUAAGGAAAUACACUACAUUUUGAUUGGCAA
Capsaspora owczarzaki ATCC 30864 is the source of this 1168-nucleotide messenger RNA. Its product is annotated as serine/threonine protein kinase. Bases 46 to 1068 code for a protein of 340 amino acids. The record is from RefSeq and is a predicted model, not a curated record. Gene Ontology annotation, cellular component: cytoplasm; Golgi apparatus. Gene Ontology annotation, molecular function: ATP binding; protein serine/threonine kinase activity. Gene Ontology annotation, biological process: protein phosphorylation. NCBI's taxonomy places the organism in Eukaryota, Filasterea, Ministeriida, Capsasporidae. The transcript is spliced from 5 exons.